Oncorhynchus masou masou (cherry salmon) is the source of this 1146-nucleotide messenger RNA. RefSeq lists its product as uncharacterized. The record is from RefSeq and is a predicted model, not a curated record. The transcript has 2 exons. NCBI's taxonomy places the organism in Eukaryota, Metazoa, Chordata, Actinopteri, Salmoniformes, Salmonidae. The annotation marks the transcript as partial.
AGAAGCACCUCUCUCUACCGAGAACACCACAUCUCUCUACAGAGAACACCACAUCUCUCUACAGAGAACACCAUCUCUCUCUACAGAGAACACAACCUCUCUCUACAGAGAACACCACCUCUCUCUGCAGAGAAAAGCACAUCUCUACAGAGAACACCAACUCUCUCUACAGAGAACACCACCUCUCUCUACAGAGAACACCACCUCUCUCUACAGAGAACAUCACCUCUCUCUACAGAGAACACCACAUCUCUCAACAGAGAACACCAUCUCUCUCUACAGAGAACACCACCUCUCUCUACAGAGAACACCACCUCUCUCUACAGAGAACACCACCUCUCUCUGCAGAGAAAAGCACAUCUCUACAGAGAACACCACAUCUCUCCACAGAGAACACCACCUCUCUCUAAAGAGAACACCACCUCUCUCUACAGAGAACACCACAUCUCUCUACAGAGAAAACCACAUCUCUCUACAGAGAACACCAUCUCUCUCUACAGAGAACACCAUCUCUCUCUACAGAGAACAUCACCUCAUUCUACAGAGAACACCACCUCUCUCUACAUAGUACACCACCUCUCUCUGCAGAGAAAAGCACAUCUCUACAGAGAACACCACCACUCUCUACAGAGAACACCACAUCUCUCUACAGAGAACACCAUCUCUCUCUACAGAGAACACCACCUCUCUCUACAGAGAACACCACCUCUCUCUGCAGAGAAAAGCAUAUCUCUACAGAGAACAUCACCUAUCUCUACAGAGAACACCACCUCUCUCUACAGAGGACACCACCUCUCUCUGCAGAGAAAAGCACAUCUCUACAGAGAACAUCACCUCUCUCUGCAGAGAACACAACCUCUCUCUACAGAGAACACCACCCCUCUCUUCAGAGAACACCACCUUUCUCUGCAGAGAACACCACCUCUCUCUACAGAGAACACCACCUCUCUCUGCAGAGAAAAGCACAUCUCUACAGAGAACACCACCUCUCUCUACAGAGAACACCACCUCUCUCUACAGAGAACACCAUCUCUCUCUACAGAGAACACCACCUCUCUCUACAGAGAACACCAUCUCUCUCUACAGAGAACAACACCUCUCUCUACAGAGAACACCACCUGUCUCUAAAGAGAACACCACCUCUCU